GACGUAAGUAACGGUGUUAGAAGCCGCUAGUCACCAGUGUGGAGGUGGCGUCGUGAUGGGCACCAGACGUUUUCGUACCUCUAUAAACCACUCUUGCUGUAUCUUCGGCGCCAGUCGCAUACAACCCUACGUCGGCGCGCCGCCUGCUCGUCUAAACAUUCGCAUUGUGAUCGAAUCGUGAACAUGACAUAACGAAAUCAAGGAAAUUCUAUUAUUAUUGUGUGAAAGUGCUAACGUGAUUAAAUACUACUGUAAUUCGGAUUUCUUGGAGUUAAGAUGGCGAAGCUGCACCACGUAGUUCUUGGCAUUCUCAUCUUGCAAAUAUACGUCCAUGCUGCUCCCAAUGACGUCAGCAAGUUGGAAGAUAUUGCCAAAGUGGAACAUGCCGACUCCGAAGUAGAACAAACAGAGACAAAACUUGAAGCAGAACCGAAACUUGAUGAUAACCCAAAACUUGAUGCAGACCCAAAACUUGAUUCGGAACCGAAACUGGAUUCACAACCAAAAGAGAUCGAAAUUGAUGAAAACUUGACAGAAACGCAACGGCAAAAGAGAUGGUACAACCCUUACGGAUAUGGAUUUCCACCCAUUAACCCAUUAAUUUACCCCAGCCUCAAUAUAAGAGACGAAAACCCCAACUCAAGUUUCUAUGGGGGAGAAGAUCCUUUAGAGCAAAUACAUAAACGAAUACAAGAGAUAGCUCAUGCUGUUAGGCAGCCACCUAUACCACCUCCGACCCACUUCCCUAUAUUCUAUCCAGUGCUGUUUAUUCCCUCAGGAGACUGUAAUUGUAACCCGAGCACGCCACAACCCAAUACACCAGUAAGACCCCAAACUAACGGUACGGCACCAUCGGUAAAUAAUCGUUGGCCCGUAAUGGAAGACGAGAGACAGAACUGGGGUUUUGUGAUCAAUGAAACGGAUUCAGAUGAGGAUGAAGAUUUCAGUAGACCGAUUUCGUUUGAUCCUAUCAAAUUGGAUAGACCUAUGAGGCCACCGCCUCCUGUGGACCAUGGAACUGUGCAAAGCGAUAGUACGAACAAUCAAAAUCAGCCUAAUCAAGCUGAUGCUAGCCCCGGAAAUUCGCCUAUGAUGCCACAAACGACAAGACGACCUCCGAUUCCACCUUCAGUGCAGGGUAGACCUCCAUCGGGCUUAGCACCUCCCAGUCCCUGUGAUGGUGCCAUUCUAACUUGUUGUCAUCAGGCUCAAGUAGCCUAUGAUUGUUUCGCAGUUCAGGGCUGUCCCGACCUCACUGGUUACGGAAACCCGUGUGACCCAAGUCUUAUUCUACGCGUUAUCGAGAGGUUCCAGACUUACUAUGGACAAAGAAAAGGAUGGAAGGAAUUAGAAAUGGCGACCUACACAAUAAUGAUCAUAGCUACAAUGAUGGUUGCUCAAGCCAUCUGCAGGCCCGAGGUUACCAAAAACGCUAUUGGCAGUAAUGGCACUAUUAAACCUCCGGCCAGUUUAUCCUACAACGAACUGAGAUAUAUCUUACAAGCGAGGCAUGGAGUAGAUGUUCCUCAACCGAAAGUAUUAACACCAUGUGCUCGAGCAAUCCUCGGUUGCUGCAAGAAUAACCAAAUUAACGAGUCGUGCUCUGAAGCACUCCAUUGCGGAGCUUACUUCUUCGACGAUAAUCCUUGUGAUGAAAAAUUUAUACUGGACGCUUUGAAAGCAGCCAAGAGUUUCUACCAGCAAAUAAAUUAAAAUGUUUUGAGUGAAAUAAGUGCAAGACUGUGCUCAACUAUCCAAAGCGUGCUUCGAAACUCAAUGCCCUAAUCUGAUAGCCCUUUGAAUUCUUCGCUACAAAGGACGCGUCUAGUGAAACAUUAUUUAUUGGGUUUUUCUUUUGUAUUAUCGAGGCUGUUAUCGUAAACCUUGUUACAAUUAUUAUAAAUAUGCAUUUUUAGCGUGUGGCAAAAAUAUUUCUUCUAUGUAAGCAAAAUAUGGCUAUUGCCUUACGCGAAUAAAUUGCUUUCAUUGCUACGUAAACACUUUGUAAGUUUGAAUUAUGUUCUAGAUAGCUAAGAGAAAAUGUAUGAAAGUGGUCUCGCCUAAUUGCCGUGUAUACGUAUAGUAAGUAAGGUAGUGUUUGUGUAGUGUUAAUGUGUGCGUGAAUGCCUAGGCCUAGGGCUAUUGUGUAGGACUAAUGAAGUGUCCGCUCAAGUAAGACGCGAGAUAACGUAUCUCGGGUCAGAAUGAGCUAAGAAGUGGCUAUUGUUUGUACAUUAUAAUCAUUAAAUUAACUAAAUUCACACCUAACAACGGAAGUUUAUAAUCGAUAACAUUGUUCAGGAUCGAUUUCAGUGAAUAUAUUUUAUUUAUUUCAUUUCAUAGGGAAAUAUGAAAUUUCCUCUAAUUGGGUGUUAUCAGGAAAACGCAUUAUGUUGCUCUUAUAAAAAACGGCAUAAACAUUCAACUUAGAGAUAUCAGUAUAAUACGUAAUUGCGAGAAUGGCUAAUAUUAUAAUUUAUUCUAUAAGAUAGUUAGUUUUGUAUGGUACUAAAAAUAUUUUUUCUGAGAAUUAUUCGAUGUUUACCAUGACAUACUACAGAAUAUAUUUUAAACACUUAUUUCUAUGUAGAAACAAGAUUCCAAAGGGCCACAAAAUCCCUCAGUAAGAGGAUCGGCUUUGUAGCAUGACGUCACAGACUAGUUUGUACUCACCACUGCCAUUAUUUAUUGUAUAAAGAAGAUUAUAGGAUGAGAAAAAAUAUUCCCAUCAUACCUAUAAUCUUCUUAAUAAUUACUUUGUUUUUGUGACCGUAAAUACCCAAUAACUUUCUAUAACCGAUGAUAAUUACUCUUUGAUCGAAUCUUCCAGUGAUAGGUAUUACUAUUAAAUGCAUAUUCGUACAAAUUACCUAUAGUUAUAAGCAUAUAUUAAUAAAAUAGAUAAGAACAAAAAAGAACAAACUGCGCCUAUUUAUACAAAAAAUUAA
Messenger RNA from Helicoverpa armigera (cotton bollworm), 2948 nucleotides. RefSeq lists its product as uncharacterized. Bases 277 to 1713 code for a protein of 478 amino acids. The record is from RefSeq and is a predicted model, not a curated record. The transcript has 4 exons. NCBI's taxonomy places the organism in Eukaryota, Metazoa, Arthropoda, Insecta, Lepidoptera, Noctuidae.